Molecule: messenger RNA, 3495 nt
Organism: Chara braunii
Lineage: Eukaryota; Viridiplantae; Streptophyta; Charophyceae; Charales; Characeae
Source: the annotation of a GenBank genome assembly
UAAGUAGGGAGGGCUGAAAAACUAAAACACGUAAGGCGUGGAAUCUCAGUGUGAGCAUCAAUCGGACUAAGAAAGAAGGAAAGGAGACAUUGCAAGAUGGCCGGGCGAAUGACGUUCUGGGAGGAUAGACCUCGUGGAAUUCUGCCACCGAGAAUAUCUGAAGGCAGGGUCGAAAUAAACUUGCCAGCAAGAAAUGCGGUAAGCAAUCCGGUAAUGGACUGGGUGGGGGUAGAGUUGGUGGAGGACACGGUGUACCUAGUAGUGGAGCUGGAAUGGCGUGCAAGAGAGGAGUUCGGGGGCGUAAAUCUGGACCUCCCAGGGCGAGUGCAUGCGACGGGAUCCUUACACCUGUCGGAAGAAGGGUGGCGGACCUUUGGGAUUGCCUUGGCCUCUGGGGAUGACCCCGUGCGAAUGUUCGAAGGGGCAUCGCAAAUAACUUGGCGGGAGGGGUUUGAGUUUGCAGACCCGGAACGAGAUGACGUGACGGCGGAGGUAAGAGUUGCCACGACAGGGAUCUUGGAGCUGCCCAAUGAGGUCGUACGGAUGAGUCUACCGCCGUUUCUGUUGAGGCUAAUGGGAGGCAUAGAGCCAAUGGAGCAGGCGGUAACUGCCAUAACUAGGCUGAAUUUUGACGAAGCGUUAAUGUAUCGAGAAUACUAUCGGGCCUUCCUAGAGAUGGGGCCUUUCGGGGACGAACAGGAGCGCGAGGUGCUUUGCAUUCUACAAGCAGUAGUAAAUACUAGGCCGGGAGUCCCACAAAUAAGUGAUGAGGCCAUGUGGGGAAUCAUCCGGCGGGAGGUAGGUCAGGGCGCGACCUACGUAGAUGACCUCUACCGGCUGUACGAGCUGCCAGAGGGGGCUACUACUCCCAGGGAACCAGGCAAAAUGGCAACGGAGGAGGAGACAGAUAACCGUAAGAGUGAAGGAGAACCAGGCUUAGGGGGCAGUGCCGCACAAGGCGAACGGGGGCAGAAGGACAGAGAAUCGAUAAAUCCGGAUGGUACCAAAGGGAACCGGAAGGAAAUCUCCACGGGAGAAAGUUCUGGGAAAGCCGGGGGAAGCAGGCAAGGGACUCAGGAGACCAAAGAGAGCAGAAAUAAGGAUAGGACAAACCCCCGAAACUCGGAAGGAGCCGUGUCUAAGAAAGCUAGCCCUAGGUUACUCAAAGGGCUUAGACAACUGUUGACUUGGCGGCGAGUAGAAAUAGACGACAACCCCGAAUUACUAGAAGGGGAGAGGGAGGAGGAAGUUCCGCAAGAAGUGGCUAACCUUCAGAGGAGUCACGGGGACUUGGAGGAUCUCGAAAAAGCCUUUGCAGACAUUCGUUUGAGCUUGCCCGACCAAGAGGGCGGCAAAGUCAUGAGAUCACCACUUGGGACGAAGCUUAGCUUUCAUGCGCUGCCCGUAGGGAAACUGAAAAUCCAGAUCGGGAGUCAUCAUACCGACGCAUUAGUAGACGGGGGAGCAGAAAUCACUCUCAUAAGAAGAUAUUUCGCAACGAUCACGGGAUGUAUGAUAAACAAGGAAGUAACAAGGAGCAUCCGGGGAGUGGGCAGGGAAAUCCCGUUCGCUGGGUACGUUACGAAGUGUGCUGUAAAGGUAGGAGUCAAGGAAUCGAUCUGGUCGUUUCAGCGGAUGACCGUAAUGGAGGAAAUGGACCACGACAUAAUCCUUGGGAGACCGUGGUCCGCGAACGUGGAGAUGAUAGGCAUGCACUUGCACGAUGGUUCAUACAUGGUAGACAUUGAGGAUCCUGUGACCGGCCGGGGAGAGCUCCUCCGACUCCUUGGAACGGGAGGAGACCCCCCGAAAAAGGGGAAACUCGCAACAUGGUCGCCAUCGUUCGAGGAUAGCACGCGAAAAGGGGCUUUCGCACGGAUGGAGGGUAUGAGAGAAAGGGUAGAAAUCAUGAUUGAGGAAGCAUUCAACAAGAAGGAGUGGAUCAAGAUGGGCCUGCCCCAGAAGAAGAGGAGGCGGAAGGACGAAGCCCUAGGUGUUAUGGUAGCGGAAAAGAAGUCAAAGGUCGAACUUGGUGCUAGCCUGCCCAAACGGAAAGAAGUACGCAUAGACGUGCCAGAAGUCGCGCUCGAGAUCCCCGAUCUGUUACAACUUAUCAAGGCUCUCAGAUACCACAAGGUAGGAGUGGACUCAGCGGCCUUGGCCAAGUUCGAAGGGGAGUUGCAAAAGGGAUAUUGCCUGAAUGGAAAACUAGUUAGUAUUCAACCACGAGUCGUAGAGGCGACGGGGGCGAUUCUGACUGUUCAUUUUUUAAGGGAAAGAUCCCGGAAGGAAGUGUUCGAAAGUACAAGCCGGAAGUCGGAUCCGGCAAAGACCGACAAUAUAUCACAGUGGCCGACACCGCUGCGCAGGACGACGGAGGUAAGGCCGUUUCUAGGCGUAGUCGGCUUUUGGAGGAUCUUCAUUAAGAACUUUGCCAAUAUUGUUGAGCCUAUCCGGGCUAUGAUCAGGGAAGAAGGAACCAUGGAUUGGACGGAGAAGCGAGAGGGGGCCGUCCAGACCCUCAAGGACAUUCUAACAUCGGAGCAGGUCGGUUUGUCGACGCCUUGCUUUAAUGAUGAGGUAGGACGACCAUUCAUCCUGGAAACAGAUGGAGGGCCCUUGGUCGUAGGAGGCGUACUGAUUCAAAGGGACGAGGGAGGAAAAGAGAGGCCAAUUAGGUUCGAAAGUAGAACCCUGAACUCCGCAGAACGGCGGUACUCGCAAUUCAAGAAGGAAGUCCUAGCCAUCCUGCAUUGCCUUAAGACCUUCCAGGCCUACCUAUUUGGGAGGCGAUUCAUCUUAAGGAUCGAUCCGACGAAUCUCACAGGGACUCUAAAGAAUUACAGGCCUAUAGAUCCGACGGUGGGGAGAUGGGUAGGAUUUAUCUGGCAGUUCGAUUAUAAGAUCGAACGGAUUGCGGGGAUCAGGAACAAGGCUGAUGGGCUCAGCCGGGUCUGCAUCACUCCCGAAGGGGUGGAGGAUGCGGAGCCUAUAGACGCGUUCCUCGAAUACGAAGGAGGAACUCUUGCGGUGGAUAAUGAAAGGAUGAGCGAAGGAUGCACGUCGGGAGAACUAUUGAUCCAGACUUUGGAGAAGGGGGCACCUGCCGUAGUAGCAGAACUUAGAGAAGGAUCAGUCACCACUCGAGGAUGCAGAGAAGAAAAUAACUCAUGGGGAGCGAUAGUAGGACCGAAAGACGAAUUAAUAGCAAUGGCGGUCGAGGGAGACCGGGAAGCAGUGAUGAGCUUAGUGGAAUCUUGGGAAAGGAAAACGUUGCAAUGGGUGGUAAACCAGAUGCAGGAAGGAAAAGAUGGGAGUAAGGAAGGAGAGGAGUUUUUCUAUGUCCAAUCAUACGAAGGGCUCUUUCGGGAGAUCGGGUUGUUAUUGGUAGGAAACAAACAAACUAUGGAAGUCAGUAUUAAAGCAAGAGAAGAAGCCGAAAGGACCUAGGAGAAAAGCAAGAAAAAACAAAAAAAAUAAAAUUCGGCAACGAGA